Molecule: messenger RNA, 1563 nt
Organism: Kwoniella shivajii
Lineage: Eukaryota; Fungi; Basidiomycota; Tremellomycetes; Tremellales; Cryptococcaceae
Exons: 4
Coding region: 1-1563 (520 amino acids)
Source: RefSeq, a predicted model, not a curated record
AUGUCCGCAGUAGAUACAGCGCCUGCACCUCUUCGACUUCCCGCCAUCCUUCAAAAUCCCACCAACACCUCAUUGAGACAAGUCGAAGCUCACAAUGCCCAACAAAGGGAGAAAGUUCAAGCCAGACGUGAAGCUAGACUACCUAGUAAGAAUGAAGGUAGAGGUGGGAAAGGGAAGAGGGUAAUUAGGAGAUUAGACAAUGCUGCAUUCACAUCAAAUCCACACAUCGUGACACCUUCAAGAUCCGAUUAUUUACCUCCAGUGCCAUUACAGUAUCGACCUUUUCAACCUUCUUUCCCGCCGAAUACCGUUCCUAGAUCGGCCCCUAUACCUUCCGUUGUCUUACCCUCCAAAGAUCCCAACUCUUCCGAUUCAGUCAAUGGAGCAUUCAACUUAUCCUUGAAGGGGACCAGAGCAUUAUUGAGGAAAAGAGGUAGAAGAGUUGAAAAUCUAGUAGGCAAAGUCGAAAAUGAAAUCAAGGGCUGGUUAGAUGGUGGUUAUAAUUUAUCAUUAUCUGAACAGACUUCAAAUGAUUGGACAAUUAUUGAUGAUACCCUCAUUGAUAUACCAUCAUCUACAAGUAAAGACGAAGAAUCUAAUUCUGCUUCAGGAUCUGGCUCUGGAUCUGGAUCUGGAUCUGUAUCGAUAAAUACAAUGACAUCGAUGAGAAGGAGAUUACCUGUUCAGCAUCAAAUAACAGGUUUAUUGCCUUCUCUGCCCCUUCAAGAUGAACACGGCCAAGCACAUGCUAUAUUGGAAAUAUCAAGAUCACCGGCUCACCUAAGCUGGUACAUUGUUGAUGGAUUCGAAAGAUUAGUCGUUCAUCUAUUGGCGAGAUAUUAUGAAUUGAUCUCAUGGAGCGAACAGCACACGACCAUCUCGAACGAAUCAAUUCGAUUAACUCAUAUUGUCCUUCCAUCAAUGACGAAACCUAGACCUGCCAAUAUGCAAAAUGCAUUACUCACACCAGAAACUUCUGAGUUGUCUUCACAGUCUGGACCUGACUCUAUUGGACUAUCGACCAGUGAAGAAUCGGAUACUGCCACGGAAAGAGGAGACGAUGAAGACCUUGCUUCCGAAUCUGGAUCAGUUGAAGGAUAUACUUUAGAAGAAGGUGAAACUACAAUUACCGAUAUAAAUAUGACACAAGGAUCUAUUCCCACGGAUGAAAUGUCAAGAUUAGAUGUAAAUGACGUUGGUGAAGUCUCAUUUGGAUUAGAAAGAACUUUGUCCAACACAUCAUCAAGAUACGCUUCUUCAGAAGGAGAAGGUUCGAAUUCUGACUAUUCGGUUCUAGGCGAUAGUUUCGUUCUACCACCUCGACCCACCACGCAAAGUACAGGAUCAGGAGGUGGAAUCAUUCCAGCUGGUGAUUGGAGUGAUAUUGGUUCAGAUCUUGGCGAUUUACCCAUGCCUAUGCCUCAUGGAGGGAUUUCGAGUGGGAUAGGAGGAAUAUCUAGAUCGUUCGAAGGAAACGGGAAUGGCUUUGCAUUUGGAGCAGGGAAGGAAAGGAAGAAUUGGCAAGAGAAACCUACCUUUUUUGAAUAUCUUUAUGGUGCAUAA